Molecule: messenger RNA, 781 nt
Organism: Ostrinia furnacalis (Asian corn borer)
Lineage: Eukaryota; Metazoa; Arthropoda; Insecta; Lepidoptera; Crambidae
Product: tropomyosin-1, isoforms 33/34-like
Exons: 4
Source: RefSeq, a predicted model, not a curated record
CUUUCCAGAGAGAACGUAUACCGUGACGCUGAAGUAGUAUCAACUAGUCCGGCGCGGCGCUCGCCCGACGCGGCGCGUUCCCUCAGCAUCAGCCUCAAGAGUCCAGCCAAGGCCAAGCCCGCCACGCCUGUCAAGAAGAUCGAUCUGGGUGCAGCAGCGACAUACGGCAAGACCGCUCCGACGCCGGCACCAACUCCCGCCACCAACAACUCGCAGGAACUAAUCGACGACCUGUUCAAGACUUGUGCGCCUACGCCGAGCAGUGGCAGCGCGUCGCUAGUGCUGGAAGACGACUUUGAUCCGAGAGCGGGCGAGCCAAAACCAGCGCCCAAAGACAACAGCGACUUCGGCGAGUUCACAGACGCGUUCGGAGCGCCGCCAGACUCCAACGAUGGCUUCGCGGACUUCUCAAGCGCAUUCACCAGCGCCCCAGCCCCCAAUCCAGCCCCUCUAUCUAUGGGGGCAGCCCCCCUAUCUAUGGGGGCAGCCCCCCUAUCGAUGGGGGCGGCGCCAUUAUCGAUGGGGGCGCCUCUUUCGCUCGGAACGCCUUUGUCAAUGAACACAGCCAACUUGAUAUCGGUGAACGCGCCCAGUUUGCAGCCGAUGUCUAUGCCUGUACAGAAUUCUGCGGCGUCGAACCUGGACCUCCUGAGCGAUCUGUCCACACCACCGCUAGCGCCAACGCUCAGCCCAUUAGAAGCCGCGCCUGCGCAGCUUGCCGCCGCGCUGCCGCCCGCGCCCGGUCAGUAAUACACACUAAAACCCGGUCCGUGAGCACGUA